AUGGAAUGGAUUCAAAAUGAUGUUACUGCAUGGAGUUGGUUAAUGAUACUCGAACAUGUACUUGUUUUGGGUGCCUAUUUAUUAACUAUUUCCAGUGGCGCCUCCUCCGUUAGAUUGGUUGAGUAUUUUAGGGCUUGCUCAAUCAGAGGAAGACCCUCUACUCUGAAUGCUGAUAUGGAAUGCAAUAAAGAUGAAGCGCUUCGUGCUAAAGAGAUAUCUGAAGCAAAAUUAAUAGAAAAAGAUUUUGUGGGUGCGAAAAAAAUAGCACAAAAAGCUGAUAAACUAUUCCCAGGGCUUGAAGGUCUUUCACACCUCUUUCAGAUUCUUGAUGUUUACAUUUCUUCAGAGAAGAAGAUCAAUGGAGUAUCAGAUUGGUAUAGUGUUCUUGGUGUGGACCCCACAGCUGAUGAUGAAGCUAUUAGAAGAAGUUACAGAAAACUAGCUCUCUCUCUUCACCCUGACAAAAACAAAUCCAUUGGAGCUGAAGGUGCUUUUAAGCUUGUAUCUGAAGCAUGGACAAUAUUAGCUGAUAAAGGUAAAAAGAAAGCAUAUGACCAAAAACGAAACCCUAAACCAAUUUACCAAAAAGUUUCCACCUCUACCCCUCCACCCACCACAUUUUGGACUUCAUGUACAAAAUGCAAAAUGCACUUUGAAUACUUGAAAGUUUACCUCAACCAAAAGAUCCUUUGCACCAAUUGUCAUGAGCCCUUUUGGGCUUUAGCAAUAUCACCCCCACCUGUAAAUCUUCAUCAAAUGUGGCAUCCUCCUCAAAACAAGAAUCUCAAUGCAAAUCAUCAAUUUAAAAGACAACAUGAAGUGGGAUAUCAGAGUCCAAAUUCAGUUAAAGUUGAUGGAAUUGCAAAAAAGAGACGUGUAGUCGAACAGUCAACCGUGGAACGUGAAAAAGUCAACCUUUCUACACUCAACAAACUUAAGAAUAGUGUGAGAGAAUUGUCAUCUGCAGAACUUCGUUCCAUUUUGGUCUCAAAAGCCAGGAAUGUAAUCAACAAGAAAUUGGACGAGUGGAGUGCAGAAGAUGAAAAAGAAAAAGAAAAAGAAAAAGAAAAAGAAAAAGAAGUUAUCAAGAAACAAGAAAUCAUUCCGAAUGGUAUGAGUAAGGUCAAAGAUGUAAAAACACCAUCAAAAGAUAGCCUCGAUGAUGAUGUUGAUGAUGAUGAUGAUGAUGAUGAUGACGACAUGGACACCGAUACAAAGGAGGAAACGGAAGCGAUCUUAAUGAGUGUCCCGGAUCCCGAUUUUCAUGAUUUCGAUAUGGACAGAAGCGAAAGGGCGUUUUCGGAAAACCAAGUUUGGGCAGCUUAUGAUGAAGAUGAUGGAAUGCCUCGAUACUAUGCAAUGAUUCAUAGUGUGAUAUCAAGGAAACCAUUUAAGAUGGAAAUAAGUUGGUUGAAUUCCAAAUCCAAUGCUGAAUUAGGUCCAAUUAAUUGGGUCACAUCAGGCUUUCCAAAAACAAGUGGCGAUUUCCGAAUCGGGAAACGUGAAAUCAACACCUCACUAAAUUCCUUCUCACACAAGGUUCAUUGGGAAAAGGGCAAAAAGGGUAUUAUCCAAAUCUACCCACGAAAACACGAAGUGUGGGCUGUUUAUAAAAACUGGCAUCCCGAUUGGAACGAGUUCACUCCAGAUGAAGCGAUACAUAAAUACGACAUGGUGGUAGUUCUUGAAGAUUAUGAAGAAGGGAAGGGUAUAAUGGUAAAUCCACUGGUGAAAGUUGGUGGUUUCAAGUCUGUGUUCUAUCAACAACAUUCUGAUGUUAAGGAAACGCGAAUGAUUCCUAAAGAGGAAAUCUUUCGAUUGUCUCAUAAAGUACCUUAUUAUCUGCUAACAGGUGAAGAAGGUUCGAAUGUUCCGAAAGGUUGCUUGGAGCUUGAUCCUGCAGCGUUGCCAUUGGAGCUGCUGAAGUCAACAGUUGAAGAGAAAGUCAAUCCAGUGGAGGAGGUUAAAGGGAUUCUAACAUAUGCUAGAAAAAGGGGGAAAAAUGCAAAAAUUGAUACAGUUGAAGGGGUGGUUUUAGAAAAUGAUGGUAGAUAG
Lactuca saligna is the source of this 2055-nucleotide messenger RNA. The record is from the annotation of a GenBank genome assembly. NCBI's taxonomy places the organism in Eukaryota, Viridiplantae, Streptophyta, Magnoliopsida, Asterales, Asteraceae.